AUGGGUUCAACUAAACGUGGGGCACAUGCCAGAAGAGAGAGUCAUAGAGGACCUGUGGUUGUUUGCUUUGGGGAGAUGAUGAUAAAUUUUGUUCCCACAAUAACUGGAGUGUCCCUUGCAGAUGCACCAGCCUAUAAGAAAUCCCCUGCUGGAGCUACUGCCAAUGUUGCUGUUGCAAUAUCUAGACUUGGAGGCUCAGCAGCUUUUAUUGGCAAGGUGGGAAAAGAUGAAUUUGGCUAUAUGUUAUCGGAUAUUCUGAAACAAAAUGGUGUUGACAAUUCUGGCCUGCUCUUUGAACCACAUGCAAGGACAGCAUUGGCAUUUUAUUCUUUCAAGGGUGAUGGGGAGCCUCAAUUCAUGUUUUACCGAAACCCAAGUGCUGAUAUGUUUCUUCAUCCAGAAGAAAUUGAUGUGAACCUCAUAAAGAAGGCCACAAUUUUUCAUUAUGGUUCAAAUAGCUUAAUUAAGGAGCCUUGUAGGUCAGCUCACCUUGCAGCAAUGAAUGUUGCAAAUAUGUCUGGAAGUAUCCUUUCUUAUGCCCCAAAUUUGACAUUGCCACUGUGGCCAUCCACAGAGGCUGCUAAGGAAGGCAUCAUGAGUAUCUGGAACUAUGCUGACAUUAUUAAGGUCAGUGUGGAAGAAAUUCGAAUCUUGAUUGAAGGUGAUGAUCCUUAUGACGACAAAGUGAUCAUGAAGAAGCUGUACCACUACAAUCUCAAACUUUUGCUGGUCACUGAAGGAGCUCGGGGUUGUAGAUACUACACAAAGGACUUUAAUGGUAGGGUUUCUGGUUUUGAGGUGGAAGCAGUUGACACAACUGGAGCAGGUGAUUCUUUUGUAGGUGGACUCUUGAGCAUUGUGGCUGCACACAAACACAUUUAUCAGGAUGAGAAAAGGUUAAGGGAGGCUCUUGAUUUUGCAAAUGCUUGUGGUGCUGUUACAGCGACAGGGAGAGGGGCUAUACCUUCACUCCCCACAAAAGAUGCGGUUCUCAGAAUUUUGUUAAUGUUCUCCAAUUCAUAG
Messenger RNA from Gastrolobium bilobum, 1023 nucleotides. Its product is annotated as probable fructokinase-7. Gene Ontology annotation, biological process: fructose metabolic process. The record is from RefSeq and is a predicted model, not a curated record. NCBI's taxonomy places the organism in Eukaryota, Viridiplantae, Streptophyta, Magnoliopsida, Fabales, Fabaceae. Gene Ontology annotation, cellular component: cytosol. Gene Ontology annotation, molecular function: fructokinase activity. The transcript is spliced from 7 exons. The coding region runs from base 1 to 1023 and encodes 340 amino acids.